GAAGGGAACCGGAAGUGAGCGCGAGUAGACUAGCUAAAAAACCUGCUGUGUAAUCUUGCCUCCGCUGUUACUGAAGAGACGCGUUAAAGUUAAGAAGAGAAAUAAAUAAAAAUGCCGGAUUAUUUAGGCACCGAGCAGCGUAAAGUCAAAGAGGAGGAAAAAGAUGACACGCCGAUUCGAGCUUUGGAUGAAGGAGACAUCGCUCUGCUAAAGACUUAUGGUCAGAGCACAUAUUCACGUCAGAUCAAGCAAGUGGAGGAUGACAUCCAGCAGCUCCUCAAGAAGAUCAACGAGCUCACAGGUAUUAAGGAGUCAGACACGGGCUUGGCUCCUCCCGCGCUCUGGGAUCUGGCUGCUGAUAAACAGACGCUGCAGAGUGAACAGCCGCUGCAGGUUGCCAGGUGCACCAAGAUCAUCAACGCUGACUCCGAGGAUCCGAAGUACAUCAUCAAUGUGAAGCAGUUCGCCAAGUUCGUGGUGGAUCUGAGCGAUCAGGUCGCCCCGACCGACAUCGAGGAGGGCAUGAGAGUGGGCGUCGACAGAAACAAGUACCAGAUCCACAUUCCACUGCCGCCUAAAAUCGACCCCACUGUCACUAUGAUGCAGGUGGAGGAGAAGCCAGACGUGACCUACAGCGAUGUGGGAGGCUGUAAGGAGCAGAUCGAGAAGCUCAGGGAAGUGGUGGAGACGCCUCUGCUGCAUCCGGAGCGCUUCGUGAACCUGGGCAUCGAGCCUCCUAAAGGUGUGCUGCUGUUCGGACCUCCAGGAACGGGGAAAACCCUGUGUGCCCGCGCCGUGGCCAAUCGCACCGACGCCUGCUUCAUCAGAGUCAUCGGCUCCGAGCUGGUCCAGAAAUAUGUGGGAGAGGGAGCUCGGAUGGUUCGGGAACUCUUCGAGAUGGCCAGGACCAAGAAGGCUUGCCUCAUCUUCUUCGAUGAAAUCGAUGCUAUCGGAGGAGCGCGUUUUGAUGACGGAGCCGGAGGAGAUAACGAGGUGCAGAGAACCAUGCUGGAGCUCAUCAACCAGCUGGAUGGCUUCGACCCCAGAGGAAACAUCAAGGUCCUGAUGGCCACCAACCGACCAGACACCCUGGACCCGGCCCUCAUGAGACCCGGCCGCCUGGACCGAAAGAUUGAAUUCAGCCUGCCUGACCUGGAGGGUCGCACUCACAUCUUCAAGAUUCACGCUCGCUCCAUGAGCGUAGAGAGAGAGAUUCGCUUCGAGCUGCUGGCUCGCCUCUGUCCCAACAGCACAGGAGCGGAGAUCAGGAGCGUGUGUACGGAGGCGGGCAUGUUCGCCAUCAGAGCUCGCAGGAAAAUCGCCACCGAGAAAGAUUUCCUGGAAGCCGUCAACAAAGUCAUCAAAUCCUACGCCAAGUUCAGCGCCACUCCGAGAUACAUGACCUACAACUAAUCCCCGCUUUUCCUUCUGUCCUGAUUUACAGGAGAAACGGUCCUGCUUGUACGUUUGUGUUCUUUUGUGUUUAUAAUUAAAUAAAAUUUACCGUCUGUCA
Molecule: messenger RNA, 1513 nt
Organism: Hemibagrus wyckioides
Lineage: Eukaryota; Metazoa; Chordata; Actinopteri; Siluriformes; Bagridae
Gene: psmc2
Product: proteasome 26S subunit, ATPase 2
Exons: 12
Coding region: 112-1413 (433 amino acids)
Biological process (GO): proteasome-mediated ubiquitin-dependent protein catabolic process
Cellular component (GO): proteasome regulatory particle, base subcomplex
Molecular function (GO): ATP binding; proteasome-activating activity; ATP hydrolysis activity
Source: RefSeq, a predicted model, not a curated record